Molecule: messenger RNA, 1029 nt
Organism: Glarea lozoyensis ATCC 20868
Lineage: Eukaryota; Fungi; Ascomycota; Leotiomycetes; Helotiales; Helotiaceae
Exons: 1
Coding region: 1-1029 (342 amino acids)
Source: RefSeq, a predicted model, not a curated record
AUGGCAGAUUCCAACCGGCCUGACCACCCUGGCCCACCAAAUUCACCACCUCCUGUCAACCCACCUGUCGACAGUCUUCUCGAAAAUGACAUCGCCAACCAGCAUUCUGCCAGUCAACCGAGCUCACAAGUCCCAUCAGCCGCUCCCGCUCAACUUCCAUUUGUUCCAUUCUAUCACAAAUAUCCUCCAUCUCAUGCGCCUCCACAGCCAUUUUCCUCGCCCGAUCACCAAAACAAUUCUAGUCUUUCCGCUCAGGGGAGUUUCGCAAUGACGGGUUAUGGAGAUAACUCUCUGUAUGUUCCGCCAGGCAACGGAGGCAUGUGGGUGCCAGGAGAAUAUCCUGCUGUAAAUUUGACGGGAGACCCGAGAGGUGAUACGCGGGGCAUGAAUGCCUCCAAUGCAGGGCAAUGGAAUGGGCCAUCGGCAGCAGUUCCUUCUCUAGACCAUAAUUGGAACCAACAACAGCAACAAAGUCUUGUUCCACAACCUCCUCACCACGCACCUCCUUACUCCUACCCCAUCCAGCAACCCAUUCCUCAUUACCCUCAAACCAACAAUCCCUAUUUUGGCCCUCCACCCCCUCAACAAAAUACUCCAUAUCAGCCUCGACCCUAUUCUUUCCAACAUGUACCUCAAUAUGCACCGAAUUUUUACCCACCUCCUCACUCCUACCCCAUUCAACAACCCAACGCUCAUGACCCUCCAACCAAUAACCCCCCUUCCCACCCUCCUCCUCAAGACACUACUGCAAACCAAUCGCAAAAUCUUUCUUCUCAACAACCAUCUCAACACGCACCUCCUCCUCUCUCCCAGUCCGUUCAACAACCCAGUGGUCUUAAUCCUAAAGCUCUCGAUUUCAUCCCCCAAUCUUCUCAACCUACACACUCGCAAACUAGGAUGCAUCCUCGAGUACUGCCGACUUCCCAAGCAGACUGUCGACCAUGCCAGAUCCGAUCCCGCAGCGUUAAUCCCCCACCUGACCACUCAAUACCAACUUGGUGUGGCACCUGCUAUAACAGGCUGAAUUAG